Molecule: messenger RNA, 2610 nt
Organism: Chenopodium quinoa (quinoa)
Lineage: Eukaryota; Viridiplantae; Streptophyta; Magnoliopsida; Caryophyllales; Amaranthaceae
Product: carboxyl-terminal-processing peptidase 2, chloroplastic-like
Exons: 15
Coding region: 214-2415 (733 amino acids)
Biological process (GO): proteolysis; photosystem II assembly; photosynthesis
Molecular function (GO): protein binding; endopeptidase activity; serine-type peptidase activity
Source: RefSeq, a predicted model, not a curated record
AUGCGCUCCCUUAAUAAAAGUCGGAUAAAAUUCAAUUUUCAGCCUCUCUUCUCUCGUCUUCUACCUGUAGCAACAGAAAAUAUACAAGGAGAAGCCUUCACUAACUCUUCAUCAAUGGCGAAAAUCUCUGCUUAAAUUCAACCAAAAAUAUUCCAAAUCUCUCUCAUCGUCAACUCAAUACUCUGUGAUAAUUGAGCUUGGUUUUCAUCUCCAAUGGCGGCUGUAACCUCGUUGUCUUUCUCCGCAUUAUCUCAGUCAUUUGAGAGAAAAUUGAGCGUUCCUUCGACUCGAACUUUUGAAUCCAUUCGAGUGCGCUCUGAUUUAUCUUCCGAUCCUUCUGCUGCUGUUAGCGCUUCGAAUUCUUCUUUUGGUUUUGUAAUUCAGUGCAUGUCCUCUACCUCUGCUAUUACUGAAACCCCCCCAGUAUCCGCGACGAAGUUAAAUUUUCUCAAGGCCUACAAACGGCCAAUUCCUAGUAUCUACAACAAUUUGCUACAAGAGUUGUUUAUUCAGCGACAUUUGAUGAGAUGUGAAAGGACAUACAGAUAUCAUCCUGUGUUUGCCCUUGGUUUUGUUACUGUCUAUGAUCAGCUAAUGGAGGGGUAUCCCAGUGAUGAAGAUCAAAGUGCCAUCUUUGAAGCUUACUUAAGGGCACUAAAUGUGGAUCCUGAGCAGUACAGAAAAGAUGCACAGAAACUGGAGGAGUGGGCUCGUACCCAAACAUCUGCUUCAUUGGUUGAUUUCUCAUCAAGAAAAGGUGAAAUAGAGGACAUCUUAAAGGAUAUUGCUGCAAGAGCUGGUGGAAAUAGGAAUUUCAGUUAUAGUCGGUUCUUUGCAGUUGGCUUGUUUCGUCUCCUUGAAUUGGCUAAUGCAUCUGAACCCACCAUCUUAGAGAAGGUACUUUCCUGGAAAUGUGCCCACACAAAUAUUUCAGAAUUUCAUCUCUGGCGAGUUUUGCUGAGGAAAUUGAAUCAUGCAUGUGAUGCUAUUGUUGGGAUCCCAAACUUUUGUUGCUCAUGUCAGUUAGAUCUUUUGACGCGUUGGAAAAGCGAUAAGAGGUUGUUCCAGAAUGGUCUAUCUACAAUAAGGUGGGAAGCCAAGAAAUGCAGUGCUGAAAUCUAUAACAUAUUCAGCAACCCUGGAAAAAGAAAACGUCAUAACUAUGUCCCCUUUGUUCGUUUGGUUGUUGAAGUUGUAUUGGUUAUGUUUGUUUCUGUAUCUAUAAACCAGGGCCCAUCUUGGUCCCUUUCUGAGGAGAAUCGCCUUUUCUUAGAAGCUUGGAGAACAUUAGAUCGUGCUUAUGUUGACAAGACUUUUAAUGGACAAAGUUGGUUUCGCUAUAGGGAGAACGCACUGCGCAAUGAGCCUAUGAACAGCAGAGAAGAGACUUAUGCGGCAAUAAGAAAGAUGAUUUCUACACUGAAUGAUCCAUUCACACGUUUUUUGGAGCCUGAAAAAUUGAAGAAUUUGCGGUCUGGAACUCAGAGUUCGCUUACGGGUGUAGGGAUAUCUAUUGGUCCCAUCACCAUUGACAGAUCAUCUACUGGAGUAGUUGUUAUCUCUGCUGCUCCUGGGGGACCUGCCAGUAGGGCUGGCAUCUUGCCUGGUGAUAUAAUAUUGGCUAUUGAUGGUGCGAGCACUGAAGGAAUGGGCAUAUAUGAGGCAGCAAAUAUCUUACAGGGGGCUGAUGGAAGUUCUGUUGAGUUGACAAUCCGUAGUAAAGAUGAAAUAAAACAUGUGGGGUUAAAGCGUGAGAGAGUUACUCUAAACCCAGUAAAAUCCAGAUUAUGUGAGAUGCCUGGUUCAGCGAAGGAUACUCCUCAAAAUGUAGGAUAUAUUAAGUUAAUGUCUUUCACUCAGAACGCUUCUGAUGCAGUCAAGGAAGCCAUAGAAACACUAAGAAGUAAUAAUGUUAAUGCUUUUGUGCUGGAUCUCCGGGAUAAUAGCGGUGGCCUCUUUCCAGAGGGAAUUGAGACAGCCAAAAUUUGGUUGAACAAAGGAGUUAUUGUGUAUAUAUGUGAUAGUCGUGGUGUUCGGGAUAUAUAUGAUGUUGAAGGAAGCAACGCUAUAGCCGCAUCAGAACCCCUUGCUGUUUUGGUGAACAAGGGGACUGCAAGUGCUAGUGAAAUAUUAGCUGGUGCAUUGAAGGAUAACAAACGAGCUGUGGUGUUUGGAGAGCCAACAUAUGGGAAAGGCAAGAUACAAUCAGUUUUUGAACUAUCUGAUGGAUCUGGCUUGGCAGUCACAGUUGCUCGCUAUGAGACGCCUGCUCACACAGAUAUUGACAAGGUGGGAAUUAAACCGGAUCAUCCUCUUCCAGCAUCUUUUCCCAAAGACGAGAAUGAUUUCUGCACCUGUGUCCAAGAUCCGUCGUCUGCUUGUUAUCUUAAUGGCGCACAAUUAUUUUCAAGAUGAAUAUCGCACUGACAUUCUUCAAUGUUUCAUCUCUUAUUCUCUUGUGUUACGAUAUUUAAUUCUUUUGUAAGACUUGCAUAAUGAUUAUCAUUUCAGGAAGCCUCCCAUCUUAUAUGUAACACCAAUUCAUUAUCAUACAAAAUACUUACUAAGAUUUUUUUUUCAUAGCAUAAAUACUUACUAAGAUCCUUUUCA